Peniophora sp. CBMAI 1063 is the source of this 672-nucleotide messenger RNA. The record is from the annotation of a GenBank genome assembly. NCBI's taxonomy places the organism in Eukaryota, Fungi, Basidiomycota, Agaricomycetes, Russulales, Peniophoraceae.
AUGCAACGGGUCGAAUCCAUCCUCAGCAACAAGUACCAAUACGAGGAUUGGGCAGCCACCUUCGGCAUUGCCAACAAGCCCGACAAUGGCACCAGCGAGGCCUUGAAGGCCCUCGAGAUCAAGCGGUGUGGUUUUACGACUGCUGCCGCCGUGUCGUUGUCUACACCUGUCCCUGUCAUGCCCACGCGUCUAGCGCUGUCGCGCGAGCGAGACGCAGUUGAGUCUCAGCUCCUUGAUGCCCUCGGGGCCUUGCACUCGCGCAAUCGCCUGCAUGGGGAGCCGCUGACAAUCGAUGAGUAUCUCGAGAACCCCGAGGAGGCUGAGGUCAGUCCUUCCAAUUCGCCAUUCCCUCAGCCCGAGGAUGAGGCCGGCAUCAUCGUUGCUGCGAAACAAGCAGUCGCAGCUAGCCUGGCUGGCCAGCCCUUCGUCCCAGGUGUCGACGAUGUGAAUGGAGACAAGGACGAGGACAAUGAUCCCAUGCAGGAUCAUCCGGGUCUGACAGAGUUGCAGGCGAUGUGCGAGAUGCUCAAGAGGGUCAGCAUCUUGCAUGCAGAUGCGAGCGGGGUUGAUGUCUUGGGGCUGCAGGCACAGCUCCGUAAAUUACGAGGGCAUUUUCGUAGAGUACAGUCUGCUUCUGCCCGCCAGACAACACUUACUAUGUACUUUACAUAG